Molecule: messenger RNA, 1242 nt
Organism: Colletotrichum spaethianum
Lineage: Eukaryota; Fungi; Ascomycota; Sordariomycetes; Glomerellales; Glomerellaceae
Product: ribose-5-phosphate isomerase
Exons: 4
Coding region: 1-1242 (413 amino acids)
Biological process (GO): deoxyribonucleotide biosynthetic process
Molecular function (GO): oxidoreductase activity
Source: RefSeq, a predicted model, not a curated record
AUGUCUGUUGAAGUCACCCCGUCUAAGCAGGCCGCUGCUGCCCUCGACUCUUUCAAGAUGGAGUCCCCCGUCAAGAAGCUCAACUUCAACGCCGCCGACAAGGAGAACCUGCCGCUUGCUGCCGACGUUGCCACCGCAACCGAAAACAACGACUUCCAGACCAAGCCCACUCAGGAGAUUGCGAAGCAACAAGCAAUGCCCGCCGUCGCCCCCGGCAUCAAGGAGCAGGAGUUUGACGAGCCUUUGCUCCAGGAGAACGGCCAGCGCUUUGUUCUCUUCCCCAUUAAAUACCACGAGAUCUGGCAGAUGUACAAGAAGGCUGAGGCCUCUUUCUGGACCGCCGAGGAGAUUGAUCUGUCCAAGGAUCUCCACGACUGGAACAACAAGAUCAACGAGGAUGAGAAGUACUUCAUCUCGCACAUCCUCGCCUUUUUCGCCGCCUCUGACGGCAUCGUCAACGAGAACUUGGUUGAGCGCUUCAGCGGCGAGGUCCAGGUGCCCGAGGCCCGUUGCUUCUAUGGUUUCCAGAUCAUGAUGGAGAACAUCCACUCCGAGACCUACUCGCUGCUCAUCGACACCUACAUCAAGGAGCCCGCUCAGCGCACAUACCUCUUCAACGCUAUCGACACCAUUCCCUGCAUUCGCAAGAAGGCCGACUGGGCCUUGAAGUGGAUCAGCGAUGAGAAGUCUUCUUUCGCCCAGCGCCUGGUUGCCUUUGCCGCCGUCGAGGGCAUCUUCUUCAGCGGUGCCUUUGCCUCCAUCUUCUGGCUCAAGAAGCGCGGCCUCAUGCCCGGUCUGACCUUCUCUAACGAGCUCAUUUCUCGUGACGAGGGUCUGCACACCGACUUCGCUUGCCUCCUGUACUCCCACCUCAAGAACCGUCCCAGCAAGCAGGUCAUUGAGGACAUCAUUGUCGAUGCUGUCAAGAUUGAGCAGGAGUUCCUGACCGAGGCUCUGCCUUGCGCCCUGCUCGGCAUGAACUCCAACCUCAUGAAGCAGUACAUUGAGUUUGUCGCCGACCGUCUCUUGGUUGCUCUUGGCAAUGACAAGGUCUACAAGUCUUCCAACCCGUUCGACUUCAUGGAGAACAUCUCCCUAGGUGGCAAGACCAACUUCUUUGAGAAGCGUGUUGCCGACUACCAGAAGGCUGGUGUCAUGAACAGCACCAAGAAGGCGCAAGAAGAGCCCACCGAGGGCAAGGGUGAGAACGGCGGUGACUUCGUGUUCGAUGAGGACUUCUAG